Molecule: messenger RNA, 2766 nt
Organism: Rubroshorea leprosula
Lineage: Eukaryota; Viridiplantae; Streptophyta; Magnoliopsida; Malvales; Dipterocarpaceae
Source: the annotation of a GenBank genome assembly
GUAAAAUUCACAAACAAAACAAAUUAAUCACAGAGUUGCAAAACAAAAUAGCCGGGGACAGAAGGUAACGUAAUUCUCUAGCGAAAUGGCGGAUACACUUGUUUCUGCAGUCUUGGAGCAGCUAACAACAAUCAUCUUGGAGGAAGCAAGGCAAAAGGUGAGGCUAAUAAAGGGUGCACAGGAGGAGAUUGACAAGGUGAGAAGCAAUCUCGAGUCUGUCCGUGCUCUCCUUGAUGAUGCAGAGGAAAGGGGGAAGAGGGACAAAAGUAUCAAACUUUGGUUACAUCGACUCAAAGAAGCAUCUCUUGACAUGGAGGACGUGUUGGAUGAGUGGAAUACUGCACUUUUGAAGUGGAAAAUUAAUGAAGCUCAAAAUGCUGUGUCUGUCCUCCAGAAAAAGGUGUGUCAUUUUAUCUCUUGUUUUUGCUUUCGACGAGUUGUUAAGCUCCAUGGUGUUUCUGUGCAAAUAAAAGAAAUCAAUAGAAGAUUAGAUGAGAUUGCUAAACAGAAAGAUAAGUAUAGUUUUGUCUCGAGGGAAAUUAGACAGCCUCAAAUUCAACCAGAAAGAGAAACCACAUCUUUCGUUGAUGGUUCUGCCAUCCAUGGACGAGAUGAGGUAAAGAAAAGGAUAAUUAGCUACUUGCUAUGUGGAAGCAGUGAAGAGUCUAGUGACUUCCACCUCCAGACCAUCUCAAUAGUAGGGAUGGGAGGUAUUGGCAAGACAGCUCUUGCACAAAUCCUCUACAAUGACGAUGAAAUUGAGGCACACUUUGACAAGAGGGUUUGGGUGUGUGUCUCUGAUCUCUUUGAUGAGGCCAGAGUUGCUAGAGCAAUCAUCAUUGAACUUGAAGGUCAGAAUCAUACUUCGGUGUUUCUCUUAAACUCACUACCACUUCAGAGCCUCUUAAAAAGAAUUUGUGAUUCCUUAGGAGGAAAUAAAUUCUUUCUGGUUUUAGAUGAUGUGUGGACAGAGGACGGUAAUAGUUCGGAUUCACUGAAACAGACUUUUAAACAUGGAGCUCCUGGAAGUAGGAUUUUGGUGACUACUCGCAAGGAGACAGUUGUAAAGAUGAUGGAAUCCUCCUAUUUCUUCCCUCUAGAAGAGCUGUCUCAAGAGGUGUGUUGGUCCAUACUUAGCCAAAUAGCAUUCAUCAAUAGGGACGAGAAACAAUGCUCCGAUUUAAAAGACAUUGGGUGGAAGAUUGCCAAGAAAUGUAAAGGACUGCCACUUGCUGCAAAGACCUUAGGGAGUUUGUUGCGGUAUAAAAGAACAGGAGAAGAGUGGAAAGAUGUUCUAGACAAUGAAAUAUGGACAUCAGACAUGAUACAGAAAGAUAUCUUUGCUCCUCUUUUGUUGAGUUAUUAUGAUUUACCCUGGGUAAUAAGACAAUGCUUUUUGUAUUGUGCUAUCUUUCCAAAGGAUUUUGAAAUAUGGAGGUAUCUUGUAAUCCAACAUUGGAUGGCCCAAUGUUAUCUCAAUUCUAGUAGCAAUGCAGAGAUGGAAUUAGUAGGCAGAGAGUAUUUUGAUUAUUUGGCAGCUCGCUCCUUCUUCCAAGAUUUUGGAAGACUUGAAGAUGGUAGCAUAUUUAAAUGUAAGAUGCAUGACAUAGUACAUGACUUUGUCCUGUUUUUGGCAGAAAGUGAUUUUGUAACAAAGAAGGUUGCUUAUGGUGAAAACUCAACCGUGGAGUUACAGUCCGAAGCUUGCCAUUUGACAGUAAUGCUGGCAGAACGAACUUCUUUUCCUGCCUCAAUUCAUGGCACAGAAAAGCUGCGGAGUGUGGUAACCUUUUGUGGACGGAAAGCAAUAAGUAAUGUAGCAUUGUGCAACUUAUUUAAACAGUCAAAACGUCUGCGUUUGCUCGAAUUUGGUUGGCCUGAUGGGCUCAAUCAUUUCGAAAAUGGAAUUCCUGAUGAAAUAGGGCAGUUGAUGCAUUUGAGGCACCUUAACCUCUCUUUCACUGUGAAUAUGAAAAAGUUGCCUGAAGGAAUCUGUGAAUUAUGCAAUCUGCUAUCUUUGGAUCUAAAAGGUUGCAGUGGUCUUCAGGAACUACCUGAUGGAAUUGGGAAAUUGAUCAACUUGAGGUUUUUCCGUGCUGCAGGUUGCUUUGAUCUCACUUGGUACCCAAAAUCAAUGGGAAGAUUAACUUCUCUCAGGGAGUUGAUUGAAACUAACAUCAGGGUUGAUCACAAUGAUCCUAAAGAAUUUUGUAUUGGUGAUCUGGAAAAUUUGUGCCACCUUCGUCGGCUCUGGGUGAAGUUGGUUGGAAAUUCCAUAGAUGCAGAUGAGGCUAGGAGAGCUAGACUUCAUGAUAAGAUCCAUUUGCACGAGAUGAAGAUUGAUUUGGAUCACAACAUGGACGAAGGUUAUGCAGUUGAAACCUUGAACCCACCUUCCAACUUAAAUGUUCAGUUUUGGACUAGCUGCACCGAUUGGUAUUACUAGCUAGUCCAGGAAGGAAUGUGAAUUUUAUAAAGCAACAAGGAUACGCUUACAUUGAUCAUGAUGAAUAAUGGGAAUAGUCUUUCACGGUGUGUAAUUGUUGCUUAUUCUCUUUACUUUGUGUUGGUCCACGUUUUUAUUCUGUUUGUUUUCCUGUUGGUUUUAUGUACUGUUUGCCUUUUUUUCUUGUUGGUCCAUAUUUGGAUUCAAUCUUGUAGGGUUGAUUCUGCUUGGUGUUUGCUGGAUGACUUGACAAAAGCCUUGUUGCCUUCUCCAUUGAAGUGAUCGUAUAUUUGCUAUUUGAAUGAACUGAUUUUUUUUUU